Tinamus guttatus (white-throated tinamou) is the source of this 1077-nucleotide messenger RNA. Lineage: Eukaryota; Metazoa; Chordata; Aves; Tinamiformes; Tinamidae. The record is from RefSeq and is a predicted model, not a curated record.
ACUUCAGGAGCUGGAUGAGGUCUGCAAAGCAAGAUGCAGUAAUAUGUCAUCUCCUCUAAGGAGGACUAAUGCACUUGCUGACGAUCGUAUGGCACUGGUGUCAGGAAUAAGUUUAGAUCCUGAAGCAGCAAUUGGUGUAACAAAACGCUUACCUCCAAAAUGGGUUGAUGGAGCAGAAGAAAUUCAGUAUGAUAUCACCAGGGUUAAACAGAAGAUGAAAGAAUUAGCCAGUCUUCAUGAUAAACAUCUAAACAGACCAACAUUGGAUGACAGCAGUGAAGAAGAACAUGCAAUAGAAAUAACCACUCAAGAGAUCACACAGUUGUUUCACAGGUGUCAGAGAGCAGUCCAAGUGUUGCAGAGCAGGUCACGCAGUUGUACAGAACAAGAACAACGUGUUCUCAGGAAUGUAGUGUCUUCCCUAGCACAGUCCCUUCAGGAUCUAUCCACCAACUUUAGGCAUGCACAGUCUGACUAUCUAAAACGCAUGAAGAACAGAGAAGAAAGAUCCAAACACUUUUUUGACACCUCCGUUCCACUUAUGGAUGAUGGUGAAGACAAUACACUUUAUGAUAGGGGUUUUACAGAUGACCAGCUAGCACUGGUGGAGCAAAAUACGUUAAUGGUUGAAGAACGGGAACGAGAAAUCCGUCAGAUUGUACAGUCAAUCUCUGAUCUGAAUGAAAUAUUUAGGGACCUGGGAGCAAUGAUAGUAGAACAGGGAACAGUUCUAGAUAGAAUUGACUACAAUGUUGAGCAGUCAUGUGUCAAAACUGAAGAGGGCCUAAAACAGUUGCAUAAGGCAGAGCAAUAUCAAAAGAAGAAUCGGAAGAUGCUUGUUAUUUUAAUUUUGUUUGUUGUAGUAAUUGUCCUUAUUGUUGUUCUCAUUGGCGUAAAGUCACACUAGGUUUCACUUUUCUUAAUUUUUUGGAUUUUGUGAACUUUUUUCCCAAUGUGAAUGGAUGGACCUGCACUCCAGAAAGCUGCCUUUGAAUGUAUAAGCCCUCGUGGUACAAAGCUUGUGCAAUGCUUCAGAAGAACUUUGGAAGUACAAGUCUGGUCAUCUGUGAGGUGUUU